AUGGCUUCUGAAACUUACCGUCGCGCCAUCCCACCCGAGCGUACUCAAGGCCCCCAGCCCACUUCCAAGGUCUCCGAACGCACCAUCUUCAACAACUGCUGGAUCUCGUACGGGCUGCCUUUCCACGAGGCUGUGGCGAAGCAUGUUGCGAACACCUUCGGUGCUUCGCGUGCCUACAUCCUAUCUUCGCGUACUCUAGCCAACACCACGAGUGCCCUGCGUGACCUCGAAGCGGCUCUCGAAGGUCGCGUCGCUGGCGUGAAGAUGGGACUGAAGGCGCACACGUCCUGGGAUGAUAUUCUUUCGAUGAAACGCGAGUGCGAGAAGGCGAAGGUCGACGUCAUCAUCACUCUGGGCGGUGGAUCACUUACAGACGCCGCGAAGAUGUUGAGUCUGGUACUGGCGAACGACGUCAACGAGCCCGCAGACUUUCUUGCGAAACUCGACGUCGCAAAGCCCGAUGCGCUAAGCAAGUCCGACGGCUUCGUCUUCACGGCAAAGCCGCCUCAAGUCCCGGUGAUAUGCGUACCCACGACUCUCUCGGCCGGAGAAUACACCUUCGCAGCCGGAGCGACAGAAGACGCUACGAACAAGAAGUACCAGUUCCUCACUGGCGAGGCAAUCAAGCUCUUGGUCCUCGACGCCGCGCUUGCUGCGCGUACCACGCCGUCGAACCUCUGGAUCAUGUCUGGCUUUCGAGCUAUCGAUCACGCUACCGAAGGCUACGUCUCGACGCUCGCAAAUGCGGCUACCGAGGACCACGCCAUAGCAGCGCUAAAGAUGCUUAUACCGAGUCUCCUGCGAGCCCACGCAGACGAGCGUGGCGAGGAUAUCGAGGCGCGUCACCUCGGUCAAAUGGGCGCCAUCGAGGCCAUCGCGUCCGUCUUUCGCAUCUACACGCCCUGCGGCGCUUCGCAUGCAAUCGGGCAUAUGCUGGGCCCCUUCAACGUAGGCCACGGAGAGACUAGCGCCAUUCUUUUACCGGCAGUAUGCACUUACAACGCGGCGCGUGGUGCGAAUACCGAGAGGCAGCGCGCGCUUGUGGACGUCUUGUGGGACGUGGAGGAGGUUCGCGCUCUUAUGUCGAAGGCUGGUCUUGACAAGGAUAUAGGACUUGGCGCAUUGCUACGAGCGCUCACACGCGAGUUGGGUUUACCGACAUCUCUCAAGGAGGUGGGCGUUGUCGGCGAGAGGGUCGACCAGCUCGCGGAGUUCAGUCUGAUAGACCCGUGGAUCGUGACCAACCCUGUACCUCUACGCGAGAAGAAGCAGGUGCUUGAGCUUCUGCAGCCUGCGAUCGGGUAG
This is a messenger RNA of Peniophora sp. CBMAI 1063, 1305 nucleotides long. NCBI's taxonomy places the organism in Eukaryota, Fungi, Basidiomycota, Agaricomycetes, Russulales, Peniophoraceae. The record is from the annotation of a GenBank genome assembly.